Cimex lectularius (bed bug) is the source of this 2238-nucleotide messenger RNA. RefSeq names its product nucleolar protein 58-like. Lineage: Eukaryota; Metazoa; Arthropoda; Insecta; Hemiptera; Cimicidae. Bases 221 to 1189 code for a protein of 322 amino acids. The transcript is spliced from 7 exons. The record is from RefSeq and is a predicted model, not a curated record.
AAAGAAAUCAAGUGGCCACGUAGCGCAGGUGUUCGCGAAAGGGGAUUUGUUGGCCGUGGCCGUGGCGUUGACGUCACGUACUAGUGUUUGAUGUGGAGAUUAAUCGCUGAGAGGAGAGAGUCGCCUGCUGGUUCGAUGCCAUCCAAAAGACUCUUUUGAUCGGUGAGCCCGAGGGAGAUCUGUCGAUUUUUCAGGGGGAACAAGCGACUUUUCACCCGGAAUGGAGCUGAGCCAGGUCCUCGGUGGACAAUACGCCUUCCACGGGCUGGUCGCUGGCUUCGUCCUCAUCCUCGCCGUCCUCGUCUUCGCGUUCGGUUUCAAGUCCGCCGAGGAGCCGCCGUUCGACAAACUCAGCGGCCACGAGGACAGGAGAGCCGCGGGAAAGAAACGCAAACCGAAGGACAAGAAGUCACAAAUGAAUGGACAUGUGACUGCUGUUACGGAAAGCAAAAAAUCAGACCAGAAGGUGAUGAAGAAGGAGGAAAAGAAAGAGACAGAGAAGUCUCCCUUGAAAGAGAAGGCUGUGAAACAGGAGAAGAAAUCCCCUACUAAAACAACUAAUAAAGAUACAAAAGACAACCUGAAUGGAGUCGACAACAGAAAAGUCAAGGGAAAGGGUAAAGAGAACGUCGAGUUGAAAUCUUCAAAGAAGAAUAAAAUCGUUGAAGAAAAGCCAAAAGAUUUUGACGAUGGAGAGUGGGAACAAGCUUUGUCCCGCAAGGACAAGAAAAAUAGGAAAACCGCCCUCGAAGAAAUUCAGCCCAAAUCAGAAAAAAAGAAAGAAAAGAAAAAAGCCCGAGAAGAAGUGAAGCCUGCUCCUACGGAGCCUGAGGAGCAGCCCGACUUUGAGCACGAGCCGUCAAUGAAUGAAAUGUUGCCCCAGGAAAAACCAUCAGGACAACAGGUAGAGGUUCAACCUGCAGUUGUUGAUGAAAAAGUUAAAAAACCUAAAAAGAAGAAGCCCUCUGAGACUCAAAAUGUUGCUGAAUCAAUGCUGACUGAAGAGAAGGAAGCCUACACUGACUCGCCCUCUCCACCCAAACUAACUGUGAAGGUUGAAGCGUCUGAAGCUUUACCGUUAAACGUUUCUGAGUUUGAUUCCCCUCUUGCAUUUGACGAGCUUGGAGACACAUGGAAGGAAGCAAGAGCUCCUAAAAAGGGUAACAAGAAGAAGUCUAGAAAGGACUAAAAAUAUAACGGAAACUAAUAAAUUUAAUUUAAAAAAAAAAAAAAAUACCAGGAGCAACUAAAUAAAACCUAAACAGAGGAGACCAAAAUAAAGACAUUAUUAGAGGGCAAAAAAAUUUAAAUUGACAAUCGUGAGCAAUUUUUUUUUAUUAUUAUUGAUCAGCAAUUUGGUUUUUCCAAGAAAUGUGCCAAAAAUAGGAAAUAUCCAACAAACUAUUUUCAUCUCCUCGUGUUUUCGUAUUUACAUAUUUUAUUUAGACUGGCUUUAUUUAAAUUUGAAAGUUAUUAAAGUAAUAAAAAAUAGAGACCAUUUUUAAUAAUUAAAAAAGACAGAAUAGAGAAAUUAAAAUAUCUAAGAAUGAAACAAUAACUCAGCAGGAGGCGACCUUUCAAAAGAAGAACCAAAACAUAAAAAAAUAAAGAUGUUUUUAUGGACGGGUAGUGGGUUUUUUAUAUCGAUUUUGUGAUAAUAUUUUUUUAGAUAAAAUAUAAAAAAAUAAAAAAAAGUUAAAUGGGAAAUGAUUGGUAAUUUUUCCUUUGCUUGUCUGUCUUAAUGUUUAAGUGUUUGUUUGCUCAUUUUUCUCUUUUUAAUUGUCUGACACCUUUUUUCGUUUAUUUAACCGACCGCCGGGCGACCCCCGUAAAAGACGAAAAUCGCAGCUAUAUUCACCUCAUCUUUAACAGCGUAGAAAUGAUUGGACAUAGAGGGAAGGUGAAUUUUUUUCUUUUAUUAUUUCAACACACAAUGAGUACUAGUAAAAUAUAAAUAUAUAAUUGGCUGUGAUUUCGCGAGUUUUACAUUUCUUUCGGUUCAAAAUUGGCUUUUUUUUUCUUUUCUCUAUCAGCCUUCUUCUGUCUUCCUGAAUUUCAAAUAUCACAUUUCCCCCACAAAUUUAUUCUUAUGAAUCUUGGGCCUAAUUUUUUUUUUCUUUAUUAUAGAUGUUAUUCCGUAUAAGUGUUAUUCAAGAUAAAACACCCUUGUGUGUGAAGGAUUGAGACUAUUUUUUAAAUGAACAUUUACACAAAUAUCUGGGAAUGUAUAUCGAUUAA